Messenger RNA from Closterium sp. NIES-65, 561 nucleotides. Lineage: Eukaryota; Viridiplantae; Streptophyta; Zygnematophyceae; Desmidiales; Closteriaceae. The record is from the annotation of a GenBank genome assembly.
AUGCUGGAGAGGGAGCUGUCCGCGUUGCGCCUGAGCGAGGGAGAGCCGGUGCAACCUGUCCGGGACAAGAUGCGCGACCUCCUCCGCGAAGUUAGCGACCGCGGGAAUCACCUACCCGGAGCAGACCAAGUGCCUGAAGAUGCUCUCGCUGCUGCCGGAAUCGUGGCUUCAAUUCAUGAGCGGAUUGAGUCUGCCGCAGAACCAGAGCUCGUGGACACUCGAAAUCGUCACCAGGAUGGCGGCGCGCGGAGGAACCAGAAAAACGGCGCGAGCAUGGUCGCCCAUUCGUCCGACAACAACCCGAAGAGCAACGGUGGUGCGGAGAAGAAGAAGGAGCGCACCGCGGGCCAGUUCUUCCAUAUUGGAGAGCAGGGGGAGCAAGGAGACGCCUCUGCCAAGGUUGGAGCAGAGCUGUACUCCCUGAACUAUUGGGUGUUGGACACGGGCGCUACUUGGACGAUGACGCCGCGCAAGGACCUGCUAGAUGACUUACGAGCUGCACCGAUAAAUGAGCUGUGCUCUGCCUUUGGACACGCGCUGAAGGUGGCUGGUGCGGGAUGA